GGAGACCACAAGAAUCACUCGAAAAAGUGUACAUAAUGAAGAAAUCUCGGAUGCACCAAAAGAUGAUCUCGGAAUAGUGAAACCAGAUGACCAACUUCAACUGACAGAUGCCGAAUUAAAAGAAGAUAUCACGCGUGUGUUAACCGCAAAUAAUCCCCAUGCUCCUAAAAAUAUCGUCCGGUUCAAUUUUAAAGAAGGUCAAUAUAAACCCAUACCCCAAGUUGAACAGAUGGCCGUUCAUUUUUUCCUUGAAGGGAAUAUGAUUGAUAAGAACAGUGACGAGGCCACUCAGCAGUUGGUAGAGAAGGAGGACGAAGAGAAUGCCGAUGGCUCGGGGGGAAAAGACGGUGAAGGAAAGACUGGUGAGGGCGAAAAGAGGAAACCGAAAUUUCAACCGCGGCCGCCAAAAAAAUUAGCGAACCAGUUUAAUUUCUGUGAACAUUUUAGCCAGACUUACAGCGAACCUUUUCGGGAAAGGGGGACCAUGACUGAACCACCAGCACGUGGGUCAUAUUCAGCUAACGUGACUCAAUGGUCCAUAUACGAUGACUAUAAGGAGGAUUUUGCAAAGAAGGAAAAGGCAAUGGAAAAGAAGCCUGCAAGGGGUGGUAAGAAAGACGUCAAAAAGAAGAAGAAGGCGGUUGCCUCUGAGUCUCAGUUCGAUGACAUAACAAAAUUCUUACAACCGAUCAAAACUGUCGAAAGGAUGAUCAAUCAAAAUACAUUUGAUGAAGUUUCACAGGACUUUAAAUAUUUUGAGGAUGCUUCCGAUGAAUUCAGAGACUCCUUAGGAACACUUUUACCUUUAUGGACAUUUUCUUAUGAAAAGUCUAAAAAAUUAACUGUUACGGCCCUCUGUUGGUCGCCGCUGUACUCGGACCUGUUUGCCGUUGGACUUGGCUCAUACGACUUUUUGAAGCAAGUUCCUGGCAUGAUUUGCUUCUAUUCGCUGAAGAACCCUGGCCAUCCGGAGUACAUUUUUGAGACGGAAUCCGGGGUACUUUGUUUGGAUCUUCACAGAGAAUAUCCAUAUCUCGUCUGCGUUGGUUUCUACGAUGGUUCAGUUGCUGUGUACAAACUAGAUCAGCAAAAAAGUGGGCCACUUUACAUAAGCUCCGCAAAGGCUGGCAAGCACACUGAUCCCGUUUGGCAAGUAAAGUGGCAGGAACGCGAUGUACAAAAUAAUAGAAAUUUCUUCUCCAUCAGUGCAGACGGUCGAGUUACAAGUUGGACUCUACUAAGGUCUGGUGUUGGGGCUUUCCAUGAGUGUCCGGUAAGAGUUGUACUUAGUCUAAGCUUGCUGAAGCAUGUUCUGGAAUCGUUCUGUCCUGAAGGGUGUACUCUUAACUUGGUUAAAGUCUCCUUAUUUCAUCCUGUCUUCCUUUACACAGAGUGCGGCACCGCCAUGGACUUCCACAAAUCUCAACCCCAACUCUUCCUAAUCGCAACGGAAGAAGGCAUGGUUCACAAAUGCAGCCGAGCCUACAUAUCACAGUAUCUGGAUACCUACAAAGCACACCAUAUGGCAGUCUAUCGUGUAGAGUGGAACAACUUCCACAAGGACAUCUUCAUUACCUGUUCAGCUGACUGGACGGUCAAAAUUUGGGACCAAAAUAAACAGUGA
Molecule: messenger RNA, 1624 nt
Organism: Dibothriocephalus latus
Lineage: Eukaryota; Metazoa; Platyhelminthes; Cestoda; Diphyllobothriidea; Diphyllobothriidae
Source: the annotation of a GenBank genome assembly